This is a messenger RNA of Prosopis cineraria, 5484 nucleotides long. RefSeq lists its product as uncharacterized. Lineage: Eukaryota; Viridiplantae; Streptophyta; Magnoliopsida; Fabales; Fabaceae. Gene Ontology annotation, biological process: maturation of SSU-rRNA. The record is from RefSeq and is a predicted model, not a curated record. Gene Ontology annotation, cellular component: small-subunit processome; nucleolus; Noc4p-Nop14p complex.
UUUGUUUUUGUUUUUGUUUUUGUUCUUAUUUUCUCUAUCGUUGCUGUUUAUAUGGUGCUGCUUUUCUUUUUCGAUCUGUACUCUUUCUCUGCUAGUUUUCAUUUCCUUCUCUCCCUGUGUUCGCUCACUGUUUCUCGGCAGUUGUUUUUGGAAGAAGGUUGUCCAAUGUUUUCAUAUCUGUACUGCUGAGUAUUGCUAUCAAAAGAAAAAAAGAAUAAGCCGUUUUGUUUGCCUUUCGUUCAUUACUUAGAUGCUUUUGCCUCUUGAGAUAUAAUAUAAUUAAUCUUGGAAGUUUGAAACAUUGAUUGUUACUGAACUGGUUUAUUCAGUAUCUGAAAGUUUGGGAUAUACAAAGCACUUUGAGGACCCGACUUCUUUUUCCUUUUCCAUCAGCUAGAGAGAAUUUCUGCAACUGAUUCAUAUUUAUUGAUUUCAAAUCAGGCAUGCCAUGGUAGAAGAAUUAGCAGAAUCUAUUUGUUCAUAUUUAUUGUUGCAAUUGCAGUUUAUGGUAUCUAUCUUCUGAUUAGAUGUAAAUUUUUUAUUUGGUUUUUACUAGAUGAGAUUGAUGGUGCAAUAGAUGUAUUAGUUCGCCAAAAUUUGAUGCAAUGCUUUAUGUUGGUUCCCCGAUACUUGGAAGUGCAUCAAAUAGCUAUACAGUUCAAGUUGUUUGUGCUUUUGUAUGGUGCUAUGUGGUUCACAUGUCUAAUAAGAGAAGAAUAGGUUGCAAUAUGAGUUUGAGGGGAGAAUGAGUACAUGAAGGAGUAAUGAGUCGAGUAAUUAAUAGUAGAAAUGGUUAAGAUAUUGUUAGGAUGGGUCCUGAAGCUUUCUUUAGAUUAUGUGGUUUGUUGGAAAGAGAGGGUGGCUUGCAAGCCACACUUUAUUCACGUGUGUGAAAGAACAAGGUUCUAAGACUCUUUAACAUAUUGAGACAGUAAAAAAUCGUGUAUUUUGCCCUCAUAUGGUGUGGUGAGGCAAUUAGUCAUAAUCUCUAUAUAGUGUUAGAGGCUAUAAUUGAGUUAGAAGGAAAUUUUCUGGUACUACCUGAUGGUAUUUUCGUCCCUCUUGAAAUCCAAACAAAAGAUCAUUGAAAUUCCUCCCCUCCCCAUUCCUCUUUAAAAAUAUUAGGAUAACUAUAUGAUGUUUUAAAAUGUUUUGAAUUUAAAGUUUAAAUUAGUAUCUUUUCAUAAUAUUGCUCAUAUAUUUAAAUGUCCCAUUACUAAUUGUCGUUGGGUGAAGUGAAAUAAUUAAAUAAAAUAAAAUUUAGAGUUCAACUUUGUGAAUUAGAACGAUUUUUUCUGAAAAAAUAAUUAAAAAUAAGGUAUGGUUGCUUUGCAUUUUGCAACAUUGCAUUACAUAUCCUGUAUUUUCAAAAUAAACCCUGCCCUUCUCCUGUGCUCUUUUUUCUUCACUGCCACAACCGUCUCUACCAGCAGCUGCGGUCAACCACUGGUGGUUUAUGGUCCGUCUCGGUAAGGUCACCCUCUGCUCCCAAUCUGUUGGAAUCCACUUCUCUUUCCAUCUAAUCUUAGGCAAUGCGAACAAAAUGGAUUAGAGAAAUACCAUACUCUUGAGAUGCUUGGAAUCGCCGUUGAGUUUCCUUCACCUACUUCAAUUUCUUAACCAAUAAAAACUUGUCUCUUGGCCACUUAAUAAGGAAUGGUUGAAUCCUAACAUUUGUAUUCUGGAUUGUUUAUUAUAAUAAUUGGUUGUCAUUUGUUUAUCCAGUUGAUCUUUCCAAUGUUCUUCAUUCAAGAUCAUAUAUGAAUUAUUCUCAACGGAAGUUGUUUGUGUUUUUGAGUAUUCCCAUCCACCAGAGAAGAAAAAUAAACCAAUCACCCAUUUAUUUUGCAAGGAAAAGUGUUCGUUGCCAUGGCUAAAUGGCUUGGGAUUUAUAAGUGAAUCUGCUUCCAACACCAGGCCUAAACGCAAACAUCAGUAACUUAGCUAUAAAAAAUCAUUGAAUAUAUUUUUAAAUAUGUGGAAGGGAUUAUUCUUCUUUAUAGGAUUUGAGGGAGCAGAUCAAAUGAUGUAGCCAAUCUUUAUGCAAUUAUAUUUUGUCAUACAAUUAUGCUUUUCAAUCAAGUUCUGGAGUUUGAAUUUUUAGACAUUAGAUUUGCAGUGUUAAUAGGUACAGUUUCAUUUUGUUUAUAUUUGAGUUCUCCUUGAGUAUAUUGUGGUUAUAUGUAGAUUUAGUUAUUCUAACAUUGAAGGAGUUUUGUUUCUAAUGUUAUAUCACCAAGCCCAUAAUAGUAUUAUUUUAUAUGAUGUGUAUAAAAUAUUGCAGCAAACAUCGUAUAGUUCCCUUUUCUUUUCUUUUCUUUUUGUUUGUCCAGAAACAUUAUCUAGUAUUGAAGUCUUGAUGGGUCUUGUGCAUUAAAAUUAAAUAGCUAAAAAAGCAACUCGCAUUCUUCUUGUGUGAAAGGUCGGCGUUGCUUGUGGUGAACUGUCACCAUACUCAUCUAUCUACCUUUGAUAGGUAGGGUCUGGCAAUCACCUCUCACAGCAAAGAGAAAGUUUUACACGACAGUGAGUUCAUUAUAAUAGACACAUAAAUCCUAAACCUUAAAAAGGUGCACUCCAACACCCUCAUCAAUGGCAAAAUCAUCGAAUCGGGAACUUAGUACCCAAAAGACGAGCAAGAAGAAGAACAAGAUUGGUCCAGAUGUUGUAGCCAUGAAAGUUAAGGUCCCCAAAGAAAACCCUUUUGAGACGAUUUGGUCUCGAAGAAAGUUUGACAUACUGGGGAAAAAACAUAAAGGUGAAGAGCGUCGGGUAGGCAUGGCUCGUUCUCGUGGCAUUGAGAAAAGGAAUAAAACGCUGUUGAGGGAGUAUGAGCAGAGAGGGAAGUCAUCUGUGUUUGUGGAUAAGCGAAUUGGAGAGAAAAAUGAAGAUCUAGAUGAGUUUGGCAAAGCUGUUUUGAGAUCACAGCGUGAACUCCAGUUGCGCUCAAAAUUGAACAAGAAAAGUAAGUAUAACUUGUCAGAUGGAGAAGAAGAAGAUUAUGAGGGUCAGGAAAUACAAGGAAGAGAUGAUUUUGAGGAUGAAAUGAUUUCUGAUGAUGAUGAUGCUGUUGAGACUGGAGAAGCUAAGAACAAUUCUUCCGUUGUUAGUAUUAAUAAUAAUAUGAGGAUUUCUGGAGAAGAAGGCGAGCCAAAUAAACAUAAAAGCAAGAAGGAAGUUAUGGACGAAAUUAUCUCAAAAAGCAAAAUUUUCAAGGCCCAGAAAGCUAAAGAAAAGGAAGAAAAUGAACAGUUGCUGGAAGAUUUAGAUCAUAAAUUCACUGCUUUAAUUCAGUCUAAAGUAUUAUUAUCUCUGACUGAACCCAGGACGAAUUCCUUGGAGGCUCUGGUGAACAAGAGUAUUACUAUUGAAACUAGCAACAAAGAUAAACUGGCUUUGGAAAUGAGAGCUCGCCCCUCAGACAGGACAAAGACUCCAGAAGAGAUUGCUCAAGAGGAAAGAGAACGCUUAGAGCAAUUAGAGGAAGAGAGACAGAAGAGGAUGGCUGCUGCUGAAGAUUCAAGUGAUGAAGAUCAUGAAAAUUCAGAAAAUUCACCAAAAGACAAGCCAAAGUUGCUCUCUGGGGAUGACCUUGGUGAUUCCUUUUCUGUUAGUGAAGAAACAAUGAGCAAAAAGGGCUGGAUUGAUGAGAUUCUUGAAAGAGAAAAUGCAGAAGAUUCUGCUAGUGAGGGUGGUGAAGCUUCUGAUGAUUCUGAAAGUUCUGAAGAUGCAGAUGAAGAUUCUGAUGAGGAUCCUUAUGAACAUGAAAAUAGUUAUUCUUUGAAGGAUUGGGAACAAAGUGAUGAUGAGAAUAUCAAGCCAAAUUCAGAGGAUGAAGGAGAAGAAGAUAGUGGUGAUAAAGAGAAAGGAAAAAAGGCAGGACGGCAUGACAGGGUCAAUGCUGAGAAGAAAUUGAAUGCUACAGUUCUUAUAAAUGCCAAGAAUAAAGAUGAUGUUGAAAAUGUUAAAAAGGAUAGGGAUUAUUCAGAUUCCAAGAAGAUGGAUUCUGGGGCUAAAAAAUCUUCGGCAAAGUCAGACAUUCCUUAUAUAAUUGAAGCUCCUAAGACAUUUGAAGAAUUAUGUUCAUUGUUUGAUAACUGCUCAAAUUCUGACAUUAUCAUGGUUAUUAACCGAAUUCGAGCAAGCAAUGCAAUCAAACUUGCUGCAGAAAACCGCAAAAAGAUGCAAGUAUUUUAUGGCAAUUUACUGCAGUAUUUUGCUGUUUUGGCAAAUAAAAAGCCAUUGAAUUUUGAGUUACUAAACUUGAUGGGGAAGCCAUUGAUAGAAAUGAGCAUGGAGAUUCCAUUUUUCGCUACUAUAUGUGCUCGUCAAAGAAUAGAAAGGGCAAGAAAACAAUUGGUUCAGAGCUUAAAGAACCCAGAAAGUAGCAGUUGGCCUUCUUCCAAGAUGAUAUUUCUUUUGCGGUUGUGGUCCUUGAUAUUUCCGUGCUCUGACUUUCGGCAUCCAGUUAUGACGCUAGCAAUAUUAUUGAUGUGUGAAUAUCUGAUGCGCUGCCCAAUAUUGUCUGGUCGGGAUGCUGCCAUUGGUGCUUUCUUAUGCUCCAUGCUUCUCUCUAUAUUUAAACAGUCACGGAAGUUCUGUCCUGAAGCCAUAAUUUUUCUCAGAACUCUGCUGGUGAUAGCUACUGAAGAAAAAUCCAUUUCAGGUGAAGAUUCUCAGUUUUAUCAACUUGUAGAACUGAAAACUACCAAGCAUCUCUUGCGCAUGCAAGAGACGGUAAAUGAGGUUAGUCCUUUGGAUUUCAUAAAGAUGAUAAACACGCCAGAGGACUCUCCUUUCUUCUCUUCAGAUGAUUUCAGGGCUAGUGUAUUGGUAGCAGUUAUCGAAACUCUACGGGCUAUGUCAAUAUCUAUGAUGGUUUUAAGUUCAUUUCCUGAAAUCUUUUACCAGUUUGACAUCAUUACGUCGACUGGCAAAAGAAAAAAUACACCAAAUGCACUUCAUGAUAAAAUUGAAGAUGUUGCCGAGCUGAUUAAGUCAAAAGUGGAUGAACAGCACACCACUAGGCGACCACUUCAAAUGCGGAAGCGAAAACCAGAACCUAUCAGGCUAUUGAAUCCAAAGUUUGAGGAGAACUAUGUUAAGGGUAGAGACUAUGAUCCAGAUCGUGAACGAGCUCAGAGGAGAAAAUUGUAUAAACUUUUGAAACGUGAAUCAAAGAGGGCUGCUAGUGAAUUGCGUAAACAGUGCUUUCUUGUAUCCGUGAGGGAAAAAGAGAAGGCUUUAUAUGAUGAAGAAAGAGCAGAGAAGUAUGGAAGAGCAAGGGCUUUCCUUCAAGAACAAGAGCAUGCUUUUAAAUCUGGACAGCUGGGAAAAGGAAGCAAGAGGAGGAGUAAAAACCUGGCUUAUGAUGAUUCUAUGCUUGCUUAUUUCUGUAGAAGAGGGGAUCAGAUAUAUAUGGAGUUGAAUGCAAAAACUUAUGAGCCAUCUCAGAUGCAUGUCAUCUCCAGAUUCCAUAUCUAA